Messenger RNA from Marmota flaviventris (yellow-bellied marmot), 693 nucleotides. The record is from RefSeq and is a predicted model, not a curated record. Lineage: Eukaryota; Metazoa; Chordata; Mammalia; Rodentia; Sciuridae.
AUGGAUGGGGAGGCAGCCCCACAGAACAGCAGCCCUCUGGCCUCUUCGGCAGCUGUUCCUGAGCAGAGAAGCAGGAGGAAGAAGGGCCAGAAGAAGAAGCGGGCGAAUGCCAAGGCAGCCACCCAGGAGGGCAGCUCUGCCGCCUCCACAGCAGCCUCCUCAGAAGCCAUUUCCCAGCUGAAGCUCUGGAGGAGGAGGGGACAGAAGAACAUAUGGACUGUCGACCACAUUCAGGGGACAAAACUGAGGAUGAACAGGAGGAGAAGGCCCAGUUACCGCCCUGAGGACCAGGAAGCCUUCUACCGACUUCUGGAGGAUCCUGUUAUCCAGAGCUUCCUGGAGGCCGACAUUUUCCUCAAAGUGUCUGACAAGUACCUGCUGUCCAUGGUGGUGGAGUACUUCGGCCGUGUUGGGCUUCCUGGACACCUCUACAACAGGGUCCACUUCUUCCUGGCUCUCUACAUCGCCUCUGACAUGGAGGAGGACAACCCUACCCCCAAGCGCAGCAUCUUCCAGUUCCUGCUGGGCAAGGAGCACUGGCCCAACCUCUACAAGGAGUUCCUGAAGCUCAAGGUGGAAUUCUUCCACGCCAUGGGGCACCGAGCCUGGGUCACCCCAGAGCUGUGUGAGGAGAUCCAGGCCCAGAAUCCACACCACUGGGUCUGGAGCAGGGUGCGCCAGUGCGCCCCCUAG